Molecule: messenger RNA, 177 nt
Organism: Paramuricea clavata
Lineage: Eukaryota; Metazoa; Cnidaria; Anthozoa; Malacalcyonacea; Plexauridae
Source: the annotation of a GenBank genome assembly
GCAAAGCAAUGGAAUACCACGCCGAAAAGUGUGAACGAUGUGAAGAAUUUAGCCCAAAAACUACAGAACUGCCACUACGUUAUACAAGAAGAGAAAGUUCGAUGGACUUUGAGGAUUCUAGAUGUGAUAGAUGUUUGUUCGAAAUCGAUCGACAACUAUUUGAUGUUCAAGAAUUAG